AUGGCAUUUACAGUUCUCAGGCGGGAUACCAUUCACACCCAGGAUCAAAACUACAGCAAGUUCUCCUGUUUCUGGGAGACAGAGCCCGUAGGCUGUAGGAGGAUAAGCUGUGACUUCUUUCACAGAAAACCCCGUAAUAUAAAUGGACUUUAUUUACCACCUAGUAACAAUGUGCCAUUGAAACAGGAUGUCCAAGGAGGCAUUCUGCAUCCAGCCCAUCAUCAGGACUCACUCAGAAAUCAAGAGAAUGUUUUAGUACCAAUUCACCCUCCACUGAUUAUAAACCUCAGUGAUGAGGAAGAUGAUGAGGAGGAGGAUGAAGAGGAGGAUGAUGAGGAAGACAACUAUGUUUCUAACUGGAUGCCUAAGACUGUUUUAGAUAUUGAAGAGGAAAGAGCAAUAAGGGAUAUAUGCUAUAAAUCUGGAGAGUAUUAUGAGAUUCCAAACCCUUACAAACACCAAUCAACAAAAACUGUUUCUUCCCUGUGGCAAGAUGAGUUAUUACCCUUGGAAACUACUGAACAAAACCUGCAGAAAGGUGAUGGUAACACCAUUCCUACAAGAUUUAAUAACACAAGAAAAGAAAAAGAGAGCUCAGAAAGGAGAGUAUCAAUAGAGAGUAUUCCCAGAAAAGAUCACAAAUCCUUUGACAAUGGAGGAGGUGGUGGCUCUGUGAUGCAGAGGAACAUAUUUGUUGAUGGGAACAGAUUUGAGGCACUACCUCGGGAAAGAGAACCAAUUACAUCAAAGUAUUCCAAUGUGAAAGAUACAAACCGCACUGAACAGGUAAAGAACCACCACUGUAAGGAAGUAAAGGAAAAUAAAAGGAUUUCUGAGGAGCGAAGAAAUUCAGCUAAUGCAGUAACUGGCAAAGGAAUUCGCACCCCGGACCCCAAAGUAAAACCAAGUUAUCAACAAAGGGGUCAAAGUAAGGAUGAUGAAACUGCUUCUCCGAGUCCAUAUGGGAGAGAAACUGGGAGAUACACUCAUUUAAGUUCUCCAGAACCUCGACGAUCAGCUUAUGUAGUCUACCGGACUGUCACUCAAAAACCAAAAUUCAAUGGAUCUACAGCAGUACCUGAGUCCUAUGGUCAGAAAGGCUCCAAACAAAAGAAUCAGCCUGACACCAAUAGGAGAUUUUGGACACAAACAGAAAACUAUGGCAAAUAUACUUCAGGAUCUUCUAAUUCACCAGCUUGGAGGAAAAGAAAUCCACAAGCAAAACCGAUCUCUAAAUUUAAAAUAACCACUCAGCAGAGUAAAGAAGACAUGGAAGUGAAUAAAAAAGGAGAAAAAGAAACAUCUAAAGGGAGAUAAGGAAAUUAUCAACUGGAAUGUCCAAAGAUGAAGGAACUGCAAAAUCCAAAAAGAAGGUGCAGGAAGGAAGCACACUGCAGUGUUUCAAAACUGGUUAAAAAUCCUUAAAAGUAUGCUCUGCAUGAUGACAUAUAAAGAUCUCUAUUCACUAAGUUUAAUCUACUAUAAAAAUUUGGCAGUUGAAGUUAUUUUUACAGACUACGGCUCUGACUGAUAGUUAAAGUUCAUAGAGAAAAAAUCCCUAACCAGAGUCUUCCCCUAUUUUAUUUGAUAGAUGUUUUAAGGCAUAAUUCCUAAUAUGAAUAAAUACUAUUAGUUACACUUAGCAGUUUCAGAGGACUUUUAAUCUAAACAGCAGUCAUAUAAUGCAUUCUAGAAUGUGGUUUGCUGGUACAAAAGCCAGAUUUCUAGAUGGUUUAGCUGUUUUGCCAGACAUUUGGGGAUUCAGUCUGAAUUUGACCUUGAGAUUUUGCAGUUCUAGUGGAGCAGCAGAACUGCUGUGUUAUGAACUAAACUUCACAAGAAAACUCAGAAUUACCUGAGAUAUGUAUUUACAUGCAUUUCAAACUAAAAUAUGAAGAGUUGUAUAAAGACAGAGAGGAAGACUCAUAAGAAGGAUUCUUUAAUAUUGCUUUCUGGAGAAACAAACCUUAUAUUGAAGUGUUACAUAUACAUGACUUCGUAUCUUUUUCUCAUGUUUUGUCAGUUUUUUGCAUUUACCUGACCUUUGGUCAUUCUUAGAACAUAAUCAGUUUUUGAAGAGAGCCCUUCAGACUUCUUUCUGUAAUACUAGGAUCCAGUCAUUAUCUCGAUGGCACCUGUAACUGUGGGAAUGAAAGCAUUUUCCCACAUUGGAGCCUUUUCUUCUGUGACUGCUUAUAACAUGAGGCUGGGAAGAUACCUUCCAGGGUACUUCUAGCUGAAAUGGUUCUAUUGUUCUAUGAGAAAUAUAGUCAUAUGUUUCUCUGCCCUACUUGAUUAUCUCAAUAGUGGUAUAAUUUUGAUUUUAUUUUGAAAUUUAAUUUUAAUCAUUUAAGUUAGAACAUGCUGUACUCAUUAUAGACAUAUAUGCAGUUAUGCAUCACUUUUCUGAGAGAAGAAUAGAAAAACCUAGAGGAUCUGGUUUACCUAAGUAAAAAUGUAAAAGCAAAGAAGCAUCUUUUUAAAAUCAAAGACUAGGUGUGUUGGAAAUGUUCCCUCCACCUCUAAUUAGAUAUUGGCAGUUCAAGUUGUAGCACAUGAUGCCUUGCAGCAACAUUUCACAUGUUGUCUGCCUGAGGCAAUUUAAAAUCUCAAUUCAGAAGGCUGUUGUAGCAAGUUAUUUUUUAAUAUCUUGAUAAAGGCUUUAAAUUCCCUUUUUGUUUUUCACAUAAAAGAAAUAUAAAAAUUACAUUUCCUAUUUGUCUAAUGUCUCCAUGAUUUAGAGUAUUGAAUUUGCUAAGACUAUAAAUGGUCAUGGGCAAAUGUUGUUAUGCUGGUCUGAUUUUAGCAUUCUGUUAAAAAGGAUUUCAAGAUUUAGUUUGUGCAAGUGGUUAAUAUUGUUACUUUAUGGAUGUGUAAGUGCAGGUUGUGCUGUGCUGCAUGUGCUGCCUGCUGGCUUGUGCCACACAGAUCCCUUAGCACAGGAGAAAAUCAGCAGCUCCUGCUUGGUACAGGUGAUUACACUCCCUCACCUUUAUUCAGCAGUGCAGCAAUUUCUCAGGGGGACAUCCUUUCUGUUUGACAGUAGAAAUAAGGAAUAGAGUUGGCUUCUUUGGGAAAAUCCCGCACAAGUUCCAGUGACCAAAAUGGGAUAAUUUCCUGUGGAUAGAAUCUGCAGGGUGUGCUAGGCUGGGGUCAGAGGCCCAUUUGAUUUGGGGCUCCCAGCAUCUGAAGGGUCAUAGGGUUAAUUCUACUAUCUUCCUUUUCUUUUAGUGUGGUCUCAAAAAAUCAGGAUCUUAAGAGGUCCUUUAUAGAAUCUGAGCAUCUUUCUGACUGGGAUCAUAAAGAACAAGGCACCUCCUGAUACAAUUUAACCCACCUCCCCACCCUGAAAAAGCAACAAACAAACCAAAGCCAAAAGAAAAUAAUUUCCCAGCAUCUUAAGAUACGAAAAUCCCAGCAGAUGGUUGGGCUAAGGGUCAGGCUCUUCUCAAGGGAAAAACAAGGAAAUGCAGGAAGAAAAGGAUGUGCCCUUGAGGAUAAUACUGGGCUGAUCCUCAAUUUUUGUGAAAUCACAGCUUCAGGACUAUUUUCACAGGAGCUUCCUCUAGAGAUUUUACAAAUACUGUUCUUUUAGGCAUCACUUGCACAACCCAAGAAUUCACAGAUACCAAAAAAUACCUCAGCAUUUACACUUUAAAUAUAUGGCUCAACAAGAUAUUUACAGAUCCUGUGAGGUGUUAGCUGCUGAGGUGUUAGCUGCUCUUGACAGAAAUCAGAGGAACAUUAAGGGAUCCAGUGCUUUGUGUGAGCAAAUUCUUAAUUAAGAUCUCCCUUUCACAACUUUGUUUUUUCCUAAGAUUCUCUAAGAUAAUAAAAAUAACUGUUCGUUUCCCAGAUCACACUUUCCCUGUUAUACUUUUUAAUCUUGCCUGUUUUUCACUGUCAAUAAAGCCCCAGAGAGGAGCUCAAGGAAACUGAGAGCAUUCAGCAUUUCAUGCAGUGAGGCCCUAAAGAUUGAUUGCAUUUCUGUACUUUCACAUAAUCACCGCAUGAUAGACCCCCUCACUGAUUUACACUUAGAGCAGUUGAAAAUAAGCUCUGAGAUAAUGAGUCAAAGAUCAGAGGCAGAGGGCCACUGAAGCAGAGUUGCACUUGCCUUGAUAUUAUGCUUGGCCAUAAUCUGCUGCUGAAUUGGAAGGCCCAGGGGAAAUAAGUGGUUUGUUGCUUUCACCCUAGACAUGUUAAAAUAUGCUAAUGUUUUUCCAGAUGGUACUUCUCAAAGCACAUCAGACAUCUAAUCUAGGUGAAUCAUAUUCCUCAAUAAAUAGAAUAACAGUGCUACCACCUGUAUUUCGACAAAAAUUUGCAAAGCUUCCAAUUUGAGAUCCUGCAUUCCUUAAAAAACCUGUAUGGCUACAUUAAUACUACUAACUCCCAGCAUCUCAGAAGCACUGAUAUUGUACAUAUUCUGUUUAUUAAUUAAGGUAGGAAAAGCCAUCUCAAGUUAGCACCUGAACAAGAAAGGCAUUGGUGGUUGUAAAAUAAAAAUGGAGUAAAAUGUCCCUGGGAAUUGUAGACAUUGUUUUAAAAGAAGGAUUUUUACAGUUUUCCCCU
Messenger RNA from Prinia subflava (tawny-flanked prinia), 4575 nucleotides. RefSeq names its product chromosome 4 C12orf50 homolog (gene ZC3H11D). The coding region runs from base 1 to 1317 and encodes 438 amino acids. Lineage: Eukaryota; Metazoa; Chordata; Aves; Passeriformes; Cisticolidae. The record is from RefSeq and is a predicted model, not a curated record. The transcript has 12 exons.